This is a messenger RNA of Esox lucius (northern pike), 2016 nucleotides long. Its product is annotated as zinc finger protein 664-like. The record is from RefSeq and is a predicted model, not a curated record. The transcript has 3 exons. Lineage: Eukaryota; Metazoa; Chordata; Actinopteri; Esociformes; Esocidae. Bases 519 to 1820 code for a protein of 433 amino acids.
GUUUUUGGAGGAAAGGGAUGAAGGUAAAGGUGAGGAUCAGGUUGGAGGUAUUUCAGUGAGGGACAGCAAUGAUUGUGUUUUGUUACUGAACAGUAAUUGUAAUCAUAAGUAGAUAAAUUCAGUGUGAUAAUUUUCCGUGAAAUUACACUGCAACUGUAGUUAUGAAAAGAGUUACCGCUGGGUCUAUCGGGAGAUAGGGAUGUUAACGAAAUCGUAUUUUCCUGUUGGCCCUUAGCUAGUCUAAUCAAGCUUGCUAGCUGUCUACCUACCUAAAAAGUGCAACGUCGUGCAGAUUACUGUACUGUUUAGAAAAGAUAGGGCGAACUCCAAUAGUGACCCCAGAUACCAGUGAAUUCUGGGGGUUUCCUCUGAGUGUUACUGAAGAAACGUCGACUGGUCUCUGAUCAACUCGCAACGUUGUUGGUCAUUUUUUCAACUGCGCCGCUUUAGACCUCCCUGGAACAUUCGCUCCGCACAACCACAAGAGAGGACUUUGUUUUUGUUCCCCAGUCAGUGUUAUGGAGGACGACCAGGCCUGCACCGUCAGGGAGGACAAACCCAGCCUGCUGCUCUCCUUCCACACUGAGAUCAAACAAGAGUCACCGGAUUCUGAUGGUGACAGUGGAGCUCAGUGUUCAUUGGUGGAUUCAGAGAUGACAUCAGUGAAGCUGGAAGACUGCAGUCAAACACUGGGACUGAAUGAUAUUAAAUGUGAAGAGAAGGAGGAGGAGAUUGGAGAUUUAUGUAAUCAAGAUGGGAUUCCAGAAGUGGAGGCAUUUUCUACAUUUGGAGAAAAACAACACAAAGACUACAAAGAAAAUAAGUCUUACCACUGCUCCCAUUGUGAAAAAUGUUUCCUAUCUGUAUCACAGUUAAAAUGUCAUUUUGUCAUACAUACUGGAGAGAAGCCUUACUCCUGUUCUGACUGUGGGAAGAGUUUCUCUCAAUCAGGUAGUCUUAGAUCUCACCAACGCAUACAUACUGGAGAGAAGCCUUAUUCCUCUUCUGAUUGUGGGAAAAGUUUCUCUCAAUCAGGUAAUCUAAAACAUCACCAGCGCAUACAUACUGGAGAGAAGCCUUACUACUGUACCGACUGCGGGAAGAGUUUCUCUCAAUCUAGUAAUCUAAAACAUCACCAGCGCAAACAUACUGGAGAGAAGCCUUACACAUGUUUUGACUGUGGGAAGAGUUUCAUUUCAUCAUCUGAUCUUACUUGUCAUCAGAGAAUGCACACAGGAGAGAAGCCUUACAACUGUACUGACUGUGGAAAGAGUUUUUCUCAAUCUAGUAGUCUAAAACAUCACCAGCGCAUACAUACUGGGGAGAAGCCUUAUUCCUGUUCUGACUGUGGAAAGAGUUUCAUUACAUUAUCUGCAGUUAAUAUUCAUAAGAGAGUGCACACUGGUGAGAAGCCUUACUUCUGUUAUGACUGUGGGAAGAGUUUCUCUCAUUUAGGUCACUUUAAAGCUCACCGGCGCAUACAUACUGGACAGAUUCCUUACUCUUCUGACUGUGGGAAAAGUCUCAUGAGUUCAUGUGAACGUGCCAUUCACCUGAGACAAACAGAUGAGAAGCGUUACUCCUGUACCGACUGUGGAAAGAAUUUCCCUCUGUUAAGUACCCUUAAAGUUCACCAGCGCCUACAUUCUCGAGAAAAGCCUCACUCCUGUUCUGACUGUGGGAAGUGUUUCAUUUCAUCAUCUGCGUUUACUGUUCAUCAGAGAGUGCACACAGGAGAGAAGCCUUAUUCCUGUUCUGACUGUGGGAAGAGUUUCUCUCAAUCAGGUAAUCUUAAACUUCACCAGCGCAUACAUACAUGAGAGAAGCCUCACUCCAGCUCUGACUGGAAAGAGUUUCACUAAAUCAGGUUCACUUGCUUUACAUUAGAGUGCACACAGGAGAGAAUGUGCCAGCCCUUUGGAUGAAACCUAAGUAUUAUUGACCUAAGACAGCUGUGCAGUAUACGACCACACCCCUUUUAACUGUAAUAAAUACUGACUGUUCAGUGAGGAUUAU